Messenger RNA from Cannabis sativa, 2806 nucleotides. RefSeq names its product ADP-ribosylation factor GTPase-activating protein AGD4. Lineage: Eukaryota; Viridiplantae; Streptophyta; Magnoliopsida; Rosales; Cannabaceae. Gene Ontology annotation, molecular function: GTPase activator activity; protein binding. Bases 156 to 2537 code for a protein of 793 amino acids. The record is from RefSeq and is a predicted model, not a curated record. Gene Ontology annotation, cellular component: cytoplasm. The transcript has 19 exons.
AAAAUUACAAGGGAAAUUAUCAUUUUACCCCUGUCCACCUCCAAAUCUUUUGUUUUGCUUUCCUCUUUUAUUUAUUUAUGUUCCGACUCUCUUUCUCACUGGAUCUCAAAAAGCAAAAAUAUUGUUGGAUUUGAGUUUUUGAGAGAAACCCAACAAUGGCGGCCUUUAUCAGGCUCGACGAUUCCCCUAUGUUUCAGAAUCAGGUUUGUUCUAUAGAGCAGUCAGCUGAUGAGUUGAAAGAUCGCUGCCAGAAAUUAUUUAAAGGCUGUAAGAAGUUUAUGGCAGCUCUUGGAGAAGCAUACAAUGGUGAUACUGUGUUUGCUGAGUCUCUGGAAGCAUUUGGAGGAGGAACUGAUGAUCCUGUCAGCGUAUCUAUAGGAGGUCCUGUGAUGUCCAAAUUCAUUUCUGCAUUUCAUGAGCUUGCUACUUACAAAGAGCUUCUUCGUUCUCAAGUUGAGCAUGUUUUAAUCGACCGUUUGACGAAUUUUAUGACAGUAGAUCUGCAAGAAGCAAAGGAAUCCCGACGACGCUUUGAUAAAUCUAUACAUGUUUAUGACCAGGCACGAGAAAGGUUUGUAUCAUUAAAGAAGAACACUCGGGAUGAUGUUGUUGCUGAACUAGAGGAGGAUCUAGAAAAUUCCAAAUCAGAAUUUGAGAAAAGCCGCUUCAAUCUAGUAAAUUCAUUAAUGAAUAUUGAAGCGAAGAAGAAAUACGAAUUCUUGGAAUCUGUUAGUGCAAUUAUGGAUGCCCACCUUAGAUAUUUUAAGCUGGGUUAUGACUUAUUGAGCCAAAUGGAACCAUAUAUUCAUCAGGUAUUGACAUAUGCGCAACAAUCUAAAGAACAGGCAAAAGUGGAACAAGAUAAACUUGCCAAAAGAAUUCAGGAAUUCAGGACACAAGCUGAGCUGGACACUUUACGAGCAUCCAGUAACAUAGAACCUUCCACACCUCUUGAUGGCAUUCGUGUUAUUGGCAUGGACUCUUACAAAAGUAUAGAGGCAGUUGUGCCGUCCAACGCAAAUGGGGAGGUCCUGACGAUAAAGCAAGGCUAUCUGUUGAAGCGUUCCUCUAGUCUAAGGGGAGACUGGAAGAGGAGAUUCUUUGUACUUAACAGUCAAGGAACUCUAUUUUAUUACAGAAUUAAGGGUACAAAACCUUUGGGCUCCCAUUCACACCAUUAUACUCGUUCAGCUGAACCUACCAGCGGUAUGUUUGGUAGAUUCCGCUCAAAGCACAACAGAGCAGCCUCACUCAAUGAAGAUGUUCUGGGCUGUCGUACAGUUGAUCUACGUACCUCAACAAUAAAGAUAGAUGCAGAUGAUUCAGAUCUACGUCUUUGCUUUAGAAUAAUAUCUCCCGUGAAAACUUACACAUUACAGGCUGAAAAUGAUGCAGAUAGAAUGGACUGGAUAAACAAAAUAACAGGAGCUAUUUCGUCUCUUUUGAAUUCACAGAUUUUUGACCAGCCGAGACAUGUUGCCACAAUUCUUGAGAAUAAUAAGUCAUCAGCUCGUGGUGCUUCAUGUGAUGUUCAAACAUUAGGAGGCCAUCAAAACUUGGAGGAUGACAUAAACUCAAACAGAAUAGAGUGCGUCUCUAGUAUUCUUAGAGCAGUCCCUGGAAAUGAUCUUUGUGCAGAGUGCAGUGCUCCUGAGCCUGACUGGGCUUCUCUUAAUCUUGGUGUAUUAUUAUGCAUUGAGUGCUCUGGCGUUCACCGAAAUUUCGGAGUUCAUAUUUCAAAGGUGAGAUCUCUAAAACUAGACGUCAAGGUUUGGGAACCUACUAUCUUGGAUUUAUUUCGCAACUUGGGUAACACUUAUUGCAACUCUAUAUGGGAGGGAUUGCUCCAGCUUGAGAAUGCACAAACGGAUGACUCAAAUGCUCUGAUCACAUCCAUUUCAAAACCAUGCCCCAAGGAUGCCUUUCACCUGAAGGAAAAAUUUAUUCAAGCUAAGUAUGUAGAGAAAUUAAUGGUGAUUAGAGAUGAAUCCGUUGCUGAAAUGCCUGCUGCUCGUGCCUCAAGAAUCUGGGAAUCAGUUAAGAGUAAUAACUUAAAAGAAGUCUACAGACUCAUUGUGAUGUCAGACAUGAAUAUCACAAAUACUACAUUUGAUGAUGUGUUUCCUGUUGAUUUACAUCACCAUGUCGGUGCACAAGAAACCGAGUUAGGAGGUAAGACAACUAAAAAGAAACACGUUGAUCCAGGAACCUGUGAUAGAAUGAAGGACUCCAACGAGCCAGGGAACUGUCUUCAAGGUUGUUCACUAUUGCAUUUGGCCUGCCAUUGUGAGAAUCUGCUUAUGAUUGAAUUAUUAUUGCAAUUUGGUGCCAACAUAAAUCUGCGGGACUUCCACGGAAGAACUCCUUUGCAUCACUGCGUGGCCAGUGGGAAAAAUUCUUUGGCAAAGUUUCUCCUUAAAAGAGGAGCCCGACCAUCGAUCAAAGAUGGCGGUGGCCUAAGUUCCCUAGAAAGAGCAAUGGAGAUGGGAGCUAUAACAGAUGAACAAUUAUUUAUACUGCUUGCUGAAUGUGGAUGAACACUCAAGUCUCUUGACUUUUGUCUACUUUCAGUUAUCCUUGCCUUACACUAAUACCGACAAGUGACAACCAGAAAUUCCCUCUUAUUUUCUAUUUAAAUUUGAGUCAGAAAAAUUGGGAUAUUGUAAUCUAUAUUUACCUGAAAUUCAAUGUGUGUUUUUCUUUCAUUUUUUUUUUGGUUGUUGUAAAGCUUACAAUAAUUUAAUUUGAUGUUUUCAUGAAUAUUUAUAAUUUCAAUUGCAAUGAAAUAAACAGUUUACUUGAUUUA